GAAGAGCAAGGGGAGGAGAGAAAGUGCUCAUGAAAAGGUGGAAAGCGAAAGUAAAGCUCAGAAGAAUGAUGCAGCCCUGAACAGCAACCCAACACCACGGCACGAGGGUGCUAAUGCUGGAGGGCUGAGGGGACUGGCCAUUACAGUUCCACCGGCCUGGGGGACAGUGAGCUGACCGGGGCGUCUUGCAUAACACAUGAGACUGGAGGAGACUGGAGGAGAAAAGAAGGAGAACUUCUUCCCUAGUGCGAGUCUGAAUGUUCACGGUGGCAACAUGACAGGCUGGAGACGCACAAUUCUUUUUGUCCUGGCCCUGAGCAUAAUCAACCUGUCAGAAGAGAACUGCGCCGACUAUCCAAGAAAUAACACAGGCAGUGUCACCCUCGUUGAAGCAAAUAAUUUCCAGCGCAUGAUGGAAUGCACAAUAGAGACGGAGUGCACAAAUAACCCAACCUCCAUCUGUUCCAUGUUGGAGUGUGUGAACAGUGAGCGUGCAAACGUUGAGAUAAAGAAUGUCAGUGACUUCUGUGGAAAACAUUUAUUCACAGUCCCUUUAUUUUACUUUGAGUGCUUGGUGACCAUAGCGUCUAACAACAUUCCUGAAGCUUGCCGAUAUGUUAUUUCAGACAAAGUCUUCCGACUCUAUUCCGAUACAUUUAAUGCAACAACAUUGCCACCAACAACAACAACAUUGCCGACAACAACAACAUUGCCGACGACAACAACAACAACAACAACAACAUUGCCGACAACAUCAACAACAACAACAACAACAACAUUGCCGACAACAUCAACAACAACAACAACAACAUUGCCGACAACAGCAACAACAACAUUGCCGACGACAACAACAACAACAACAACAUUGCCUUCAACAACAACACUGACAACAACAGUCACACAGAGCACAGUAAACAAAGACAGUGGUCAAGCAUCAUUUCAUGGAGAGGGUGGAAAAGACGUUAUAUCCCUGAAGAUAUUAUUGAUGAUAUCUUUGGUCCUGAAUGUGGCCAUGAUGCUGGCUUUACUUUACUUCAAAAAGCGCCAGCAGAGGAAGGACUGCAGAACUAGUGAAUUCUGUGAGGUGAAUGAAGUCUUAUUAGAAGCUCAGCCAGAGAUAGAGCUAAAGACAACAGCGUCGGCAGAUACAGAGGAAGUGACUUCACAUUUUAUACAGCCCCCUGUGUGCCUCUCGGUCGACGCAGAUUCAGCUCCUAUGAGGAAUAGUGGGAAUGAGACCCUAAACUAAGGACAUUGCUGAUGCAGCACAGCUGUGGGAUCCACCUGUGUGCCAGGUGCCAAGAGACCUGAAUCACCCUGGUGUGCAAACAGCUUGAGGCUCACAUUAAGAAGGAUAACUCUCUAAGGUGACACUUGACUUCAAACUUGAAGUUGAGGCGUGAGCAUAAACAAGCUGCAGCAUGCCGGUUCAUUCAUCUGUACUCAUCAUGAUGAAAAAGGUAUUCAUUACACUGAGGACAGUUAAAGGGACACAAAGGGGAAUGUCAGACCACCCAUUCCAGUCCUGUGCUACUUGUCUGAACCAAAUUUUGAGGGAUUUGUUUGUGUAAAUGGUACAGGAAUUAUCACUUUAUCUUCUUGUUGAGCUUUGUAUAGAACACGGCAGAGCACUCACAUGUGUGUACAGCUUUGUGUUUUCAAAAACAUUUGUAAAAAAACAGUUGUCAAAUAUAGUACUGCUGUUAGUAGGUUUUUGUUUUAUAUGCAUGGAAGACAUUGGACACGAUAUCGAGGCUAACUAGGACAGACAGGACCUGACUGGCUCAUCUAUAUUUCUCAAUAUAAAGACAGAGCAUAAAUGUUACUCACUAGCUUCGUCUCAUCCUCCUGUUCAGUCCUGUCUCAAUCCAAAAAGCAUAGGUGUAAAGUAAGUUGCACAAGAAAAUAAUAAGAAAAUAUUUUCACCUUAUAAGAUUUUCCACUCAUUGGAUUUCUUCUCAGUGAGCCAUUGGAAUUUUCUGCUAAAAACAAUGUUUAUUUUCUGAAAGAGAUAGAUCACCUGCUGAAGGUCCUCUCAACCCCAUAAAAACACAGGUGUUUAUUGGUAGCUCAUGUCUUAUUUAUUUUUUUCAUUGCAUGCAUUGAAUUUUAUCAAGUUAAAAUAAAGAAAUGCAAUUUGAAAUGCAUAUUCGGUUGAGUUGCUCAAAGACUUACCGGAUUACAGUCUAGAGCCAUAGAUAACUACAUACCUUGACAUGCUAAGCUAACUCUGCUGUGUGUGAUCAAAUGAAAGUCCAUUCCACUGCAUUAUUCACAGUUUUUUAUCAGCUGUGAAACAAGCUGUAGAAAAAGGUAUUUAAAACGUCAUUAUUCUGGACAGGUUUUUGUGUUUUAUAUUCUAAAUAGAGGAUCCACUACUCCUGAUAUAUUCUUUGGACUUCUACAUGCUGUUGACAGCUGAUAGUAGCCUUCAAUAAUGGUAAAAUACCAGCAUUUCAUUUUGUGUUACAUCCCGUCUGCCUCAUAAUAUUUGGAGGAACGCCCUGCCCUGUCUUUCUUGCAAGUGUAAUGCCUUGCUUUUAUAUUUUUUUAAGUCGUCCGUUUUAUUUAUGGUGGUUUUUAACAGUCCAAAAUAGGACAAUGUGCACAUUGUGAGGUGUUGUUUUAUACAUGCAGCUAUUAUGAAUGUACCUGUACUUUCUACUUAAUUGUGAAUAAUAAUGUACAAACUUUAGUGAGAAAGCUGAGAAGGCCCUGGAGGCAGCACUGACCACAUUGGUUGAGAUGAAUUUCAAUGGCUGGAGCCAAUACAUAAAUCAUAAGGUCAGAAAUGAAUUUUAAAAAAGUCAGUUUACCCGAAUCUCCGUCCACUAAGGUUUAACUCUUGCAGUUGUUCCAUGAUGGAUAUUUCAGAGAUAAAUUGUAUUGUCCUACAUCAUGGUGUGAAUAGGAACCAGAACAUUAAAGCUAUGCCUGUAUGUUAGUAUUAUUUAAGGCCUGUGGCAUGUUUGUAAUCUCUGUAUUCUGUAAAAAAUGUUUCCUUGCCCAUGGUUCAACCUACUAUGUGUGUUUAUGUGAUUGUAGCUUCUAUCCAACUAUUUUUUGUAACGUUCAUUUUUGUUUCUAGAAAAUGAGACUGUAGUGCAGUGGGUUGCAAACAUAUUCACUCCCCUCGGCAUUUUUGCUAUUUUGUUGCUUUACAACCUGGCAAGCUCAGCACAUCUAGCCACUGGGAUUCUUCUUGAAGGCAAAACUGCCCCAGCUCCUUCAAGUUGGAUGGCUUCUACUGGUGUACAGCAAUCUUAAUCAUAUCACAGAUUCUCAAUUGGAUUGAGGUGUGGGCUUUGACUAGGCCAUUCCAAUACAUUUAAAUGUUUCCCCUUAAAUCAGUUGAGUGUUGCUUUAGCAGUACACUGCAGGUUAUUGUCCUGCUGGAAGGUCAACCUCCGUCCUGGUCGCAAAUCUCAAUGGCUUUAUUCUGGCCACUCUUUCGUUAUGCCCAGAUCUGUGGAUCCUAUGGACAGAUACUCCAAUCUCUGCUAUGGAGCUUUGCAGCUCCUUCAGGGUUUUCUUUGGUCUCUUGGUUGCCUGUCUGAUUAAUGCCCUCUUUGUUGGGUUUGCUGUGGUCCUAUAUUCUUUCCAUUUUUUAAAAAUGUCUUCAAUGGUGCUCUGUGGGAUGUGCAAAGUUUUGGAUCUGUACUUCUCCACAACGUUGCCCCUGACCUGUUUGUUCUUCAUGGUGUUGCAGACUCCUGGACCUUUCAGAACAGGUCUAUAUAUAUAUAUAUAUAUAUACUGAAAUAAUCUUAUAAAGGAGUUCAGUCUAGACCUGCUCUAUUUGAAAAGUGUCCUGAGAUAACUUCUGUUAUGAAUUGGCGCUAUACAAAUACAAUUGAAUUGAAAUGAAUAGAUCAUGUGACACUUAGAUUGCAGACUUUAUUUAACUAAUUAUGUGACUUCUGAAGGUAACUGGUUGCACCAGGGUCUUGAUGGCAAUGAAUGCACCACUUUUCCAUUAUAUUGUAGAUUUUUUUCUUCAUUUCACUCUAGAAAAUUUGAAAUAUUUUGUGUAUGUCCAUUACAUGAAAUCCAAAUAAAAAUCCAUUUCAAUUCCAGGUUGUAAGGCAACAAAAUAGGGAAAAUCCCUAGGUCCUUUUUCUUUUGGUACUGGUGGGCACUGAACUCAGAAAUCUUUCAAUUCUAAACCAGUACCUUUACAUUGGGCAUCAACAUAGCUCAACAAAUAAAGGCUUUCUAUUCUGA
Molecule: messenger RNA, 4224 nt
Organism: Dicentrarchus labrax (European seabass)
Lineage: Eukaryota; Metazoa; Chordata; Actinopteri; Moronidae
Exons: 15
Coding region: 197-1249 (350 amino acids)
Source: RefSeq, a predicted model, not a curated record